CUUACCAAUGUGGCUAACAUCUGCAAUAUACAUUUUGUCAAUAAUUAUUUAUAUUACUGUACUAUAUCCGUUUGACCUUCUGAUCGGAGGCAGUCCAUGCAACGACCUCUCCAUGGUCAACCCUCUGAGAAAAGGAUUAUUCGAGGGAACUGGACGUCUGUUCUUUGAGUUGUACCGCCUGAUGACGCUCAUGAAGCCGAAGGAGGGCGACGACCGCCCGUUCUUCUGGCUGUUUGAGUACGUUGUGUUCAUGAGUGGCCACGAUAAAUCAGACAUCUGCAGAUUCCUGGAGUGUAAUCCGAUCCUCAUUGAUGCAGUGAAGGUCAGUCCUGCUCACAGAGCGCGAUACUUCUGGGGAAACCUCCCCGGCAUGAACAGACCUCUGGCUACGGCUAUGGAUGAUAAAGUCGGCCUGCAGGACUGCUUGGAACUUGGACGCAUGGCAAUGUUUAAAAGGUCCCGCACCAUCACAACAAAGUCCAACUCGAUCCGGCAGGGGAAGAUGGGCCCGCUGCCCGUCACCAUGAACGGAAAAGAGGAUUACCUGUGGUGCACGGAGAUGGAACAGAUCUUUGGCUUCCCCAAACACUACACCGAUGUGAAUAACAUGGGUCGAGCUCAGAGGCAGCAAGUGCUCGGGAGAUCCUGGAGCGUCCCGGUGAUCCGACACCUGUUCGCCCCGCUGAAGGACUACUUUGAAUGUGAACAACAACUUUAA
This is a messenger RNA of Gymnodraco acuticeps, 718 nucleotides long. RefSeq names its product DNA (cytosine-5)-methyltransferase 3C-like. Gene Ontology annotation, molecular function: DNA (cytosine-5-)-methyltransferase activity, acting on CpG substrates; DNA binding. Gene Ontology annotation, cellular component: nucleus. Lineage: Eukaryota; Metazoa; Chordata; Actinopteri; Perciformes; Bathydraconidae. The record is from RefSeq and is a predicted model, not a curated record. Gene Ontology annotation, biological process: negative regulation of transcription by RNA polymerase II.